Molecule: messenger RNA, 2811 nt
Organism: Nerophis lumbriciformis (worm pipefish)
Lineage: Eukaryota; Metazoa; Chordata; Actinopteri; Syngnathiformes; Syngnathidae
Source: RefSeq, a predicted model, not a curated record
AUGAAGACACAAGGAAAAGAGGAGAUUCCAAGCACCUCCCUCUCCUCAGAGUGCAGCAGCGUGCAAGUGUACCAUGACUACCAGAAAGUGGCUUUCAAGAUGCACCCUGAAAAUGGCCACGCCAAAGACAAUGGCUCUCACACCAUGAAGGAGCAGUUCCCAAUCAAAGAAAAUUCAUCAUGCAACAGCUUUGACCUCAAGAUCAGUAUGAAGGAUUCCAGCACUCAAAGGCUUUCAAUGUGGACCAUUGAUUCCAGCACACAGGCCUAUUCAGGUCCAGAAGACAACUCCACAGACCCUGCAGAGACCCCGACAGAGACAUCCACUUUGAACUUUGUUGAAGAGUAUCACACUCUCCAUGGGACGACAAUGGUUUACCUCAAGGAGUUUGUGCUUAUUGAUGAUGACGAUGAUGGGGACAUGUCCCUAAGAGAGAAAACAGUCCAUAACUUGACCGUCAUGGAUGGGAAAGCUGCGGACCUAGUUUGCGGGAGAUUGGUUUCCACUUCAAGCGUCUCCCCUGAAUUGACGUCAGUUGUUGCAAACAUUCUGGAUGUAUGCGCGAGCUGCCACAAAAAUGCCACAUGUGAUGACAAAUCUGAUAACUCUGGAAAAGUUUGUAAUUGCAAGUCUGGUUUUUUAGGAAAUGGAAGAACCUUGUGCUUAGAUAAAGAUGAAUGUCAGAUAGCAGCCUCAAAUAUCUGUGGGCAGCACGCUAUAUGCCACAAUACAUAUGGCAGCUACUACUGCACCUGUCUGUCCGGAUACAUGGCUUCCAACAACAUGCCAUUCUUUAUCAGAAAUGAUGGAACCCACUGCCAAGACAUAGAUGAGUGUGUGGUAAACGGCCUUUGCGGUGAAGGAGGUCAUUGCAAGAACCUGGAUGGCAGUUUUGAGUGCAGCUGUCAUCUGGGAUAUCGAGUCCAUAAAGGGGUUGAACCUUUCCACCCCAUCAAAGACCAAACUUCUUGUCAAGUGGUGAAUUGUGGCCAGCUUACAUUGCAGCAGAACUCACUAUUGCGAUCAGCAACAGGGACAACAUUUGGCAGCAUGGCAACAUUUGAGUGUGACGAAGGCUUUCUAUGGAAGAGUGGAAACAACACCUCACAGUGUGGGGCUGACGGACUUUGGAGUAAGCUCACCAUGAUCUGUGAAGAGAUAUUAUGUGGAAAACCUAAUAAUGUGCCACACACUGGACAUAUUUGGAAUGGCAUUUCCACCCCUGGAAGCGUGGCAAACUAUUACUGUAAACAAGGACUUAAUCACAGUGAAGGCAGUGCCAUAUCACUGUGCACACCUAAUGGUAACUGGACAGAGCCAAACAUUUCAUGCAAAGAAAUUGACUGCGGCUCGCCUCCUGACAUUCCACAUUCAGUCUUGUUAUGGGAUCACAUCUCCACUGUAGGCUCUCAGGUUGCUUAUCAAUGCCAAUCUGGAUUUUACAGUGUUGGGGGAAAAAAUAAAACAGUAUGCAAAGGCAAUGGGAAAUGGGAAACGCUCUCUCUUCGCUGUCAAGAAAUUAAAUGUCAGGAUCCUGUUUUCAUACCACAUACUAAAAGACAAUGGGAUGGCACGUCACAUGUUGGCGGUGUGGUUAUUUACGAAUGUAAUGAAGGCUAUGGCACAAGGAGUGGGAAGAACUUCUCAGUGUGUGGACAGAAUGGACUUUGGGAGGAAUCUGAUCUUUGGUGUGAAGAAAUAAUAUGUGGGCCCCCACAAAUCCUCCCCAAUACUAACCUCUUGUGGAACAACUCUACUAAACCUGGCAGUGUCGUGAUGUAUGAGUGUAUAGAUGGAUAUUACCAGGAGGCUGGACAUAAUAUUUCCACAUGUCUAAUAUCAGGCGAGUGGGCAAACGUGUCAUUAAGCUGCAAAGCAAUGUGUGGCCCGGUCCCAUUACUUGCCCACUCUGAGGUAGUGUGGCGUAACGGAAGUGUAGUGACCCAUCGUUGUAUGAAUGGCUAUCACAGCUGGAGGGGCAGCAAUGUGUCCGUGUGUGGUAACUCUGGAGAGUGGCAGAGAGCUACGCUCAAAUGCAUAGAAGUCAAGCCGCCCAUCCAUCAACUACUUGUUUCAAAUGAAAAAUGUUUGCAGUGGAGAGCAGAAAAGUAUGAAGAGGAAUCAGAAAUGUACAGGGUGAUCUACACAGGAUCCAGAAACUAUCAAAAGGCCUUUCUUGAUAAAAGGAAAAAGUUUGUAAACUCAAAGGCAGACUGGCUGGAGGUCUGCCUCAAUCUGCUUCCAGCCACAAACUACACCGUCUCUAUUACCGCAUUGUCUGCUGGAUUCACAUCCACCACCACUAUUAACACCAGUUUGACAGUACCUGCUGUACCAGUUGUGCACUACAGAGAAUACGAGACUUCAGUACCAACUCUGAGGCUUAAGAGAUCACCGAAUACUCUUGACCCAAUAAGUUUAUACCAAGUGUACGUACUUCCUGUAGAGGGAAUGAUGGUGUUUGACUGUUCCUCUCCUAUGAAUGGGGAGGCCUUAGGCACCAGUGGUUCCUCACAGGGAUGCAUUGCAGCCCAGAUGCACGUUAGCCAUGUUGGACCAGAGAUAGAGUUUACUGUGGGAGAUGGUUUCCAUUAUGGAGGCUUUUUCAAUGCUCCUCUGGAAAAAGGCAGAAACUAUUAUGUCAUCUUACGGGCUGUUAGUCAGUGGAAAAAGGAUUCAAAAAGCUCAUGUGUCCUGUGGGCUAAAGUAAAAGGUACAUCCUACUUUGUCAAAAUUUCAUCACUGUGUGCUGCUGCAUUAAUAGGACUAAUUGCAUUAGCAAUAUUGCUAGGACUGGCUUACUUCCGGUAA